Magnolia sinica is the source of this 1599-nucleotide messenger RNA. RefSeq lists its product as uncharacterized. The record is from RefSeq and is a predicted model, not a curated record. Lineage: Eukaryota; Viridiplantae; Streptophyta; Magnoliopsida; Magnoliales; Magnoliaceae. The transcript is spliced from 4 exons. Bases 272 to 643 code for a protein of 123 amino acids.
GAAAAAUCCCGAUAUGGGUUUUCCUACAUGCAUAUCAUGGUGGGCCCCAUCGAACCCUUGUCGGGGCUGAGUUACACAAUGCAAUCCGCACCAUCGUGACAUUCAUGUAUAGAUGCAGAUUAACUUGUCCUGAGACUGUUAUUGUGAUGGUUGUACCUUUUAUUUUGAUUUUUAUAGGAGGGGAGCUUUUCAUUGGAACUUCCUGCUAUAUAUAGUGGAUUCUUCAAACUUCUUGACUUGACUUGAAUCACUCCAAAAGGCAUCCAUAGUCAUGCCAAGCCAUGAUUUUCAUUUCAAAAAAGCCACAGGAGCAGAUUUGCAUUCAGUGGAAACUUUGGUCAAUGUUGAUAUUGAAGAACCCAGUUGGUGGGUAUGGGUCACACAUGACAUGGUUCUUGGUAAUAUAGAAGAGCGUAGUGGAAUUGAUGACGAGAGUUAUGUGAUUAUUACCGAGGAGCUUGUGGUUGAUGGGGUUGCCAACUUCAUGGCUAGGUGCAUUCUUGCAAACCCAAAAUCUAAGAGCUUAACACCAGAGGAACUGCGGAAAAGUGCAUUUUGUUUCUCAAGUUGGGUCCUGAGGGUGAGAAGGAGACAAUGUUGUGGGUACCACAUGCCUUUAAACAUUUGUGUGUCAAUGAUCUAAUUCUUAUAUAUUCAUGUGAUGGGUUUAUGUGGAUUAUGUAUUUUUUGGCCUCUCAUUUGGUUAUUCUUUAAAAGAUUCUGUUUUUUCGUUCAUGCUUAGUAUUUGUUUUGUGCCAUACAUUUUCCAUGGUAAGGUUUGGCAUUUAACGUACAUGAAAAGUAGACACAUUUGCAAUCAUGCUUGGUGAUGGGGAUAUCUUUAACAUUUUGAUUUUUUAUCAAUUUUAUUUUGGUGGAUAUAGCUGGAACUUUUCUCACAUGGUCAUGAUUACCUCAUUCCACUUAAUUUUGUGUGGUAUGCCUUCCUUAAUUGAACCAACGAUCAUCAGUUUGGCUGGUUUAUCUGACUAUCAUGAUUGUUUGAGACUCCUGGCUUUAUCCAGUGGAGAGGAAUUUGGAUUGUGGUUAUGUUCAAGUUUGGUUUAUGUGUUUAUAAGAUUGGCAGUAAUGGUUUUUAAACUUCGAGAACUUGCAGCUGUAACAAAAGCCUUGGGCGACAUGAGCAACUGGAGUAAAACGAGGAAAGCAUGGCAUGCCAGCCAGCUCAUUUAUGCCCUCACAAUGUGGGGAAUUACUUUGGCAGAGUGAGAUUCUACUGCUUUUCUUACCAAUCUUUUUUUUUUUUUUGGAAAAAAUUUAAAAAUAAUGCUAAUAUGUAUUCUUCUCCCUUGGUUUCUCCAAAACGCACACAAAUAUGAUAUGUGCCCCGUAGAGGUAUGAUGCCAACAGCAAUCAGUGAACAUGCAUGCUUAUCAAUCAAUUGAUCCAGUCCUGCUAGCAAUCAGCGAACAUGCAUGCGCAUCAAUCAAUUGACCCCCCCCCUCUUUUUGUGAGGAUCCCCCUCAUGCACCUGAUGACUUCUUUUACUUUUAUAUAAGCGACUUCAGCUUAUUAAAAAUUGAACGGUGGUUCAUAUGGACUUUGAGGAAAACUAACAGUAAUUUAAUAAAAAAACAG